UGAAAAAAAGUCAAACUUGUCUUCUUUCUCUUACAUGUGUUCUGACUAUACUAUCUUCUUCUUGCUUUUUCACCAAGUUUUUCAAUUAGAUUGCUUCUCUUUCCAAUAUAUUCGAUCAUCUUUCAUGGUUUGGCUUCUGGGGUUUUUACCUUACUUUGAUUUUCCUAAAACCCACUUUCUGUUUGAUGAAAUUUAAUACAAAUUGAGCUAUGGAAGAAUCACAUGGACAGGGUAGUUCAAAUACGCCGGCUCCUUUUCUCACAAAGACAUAUGAGAUGGUAGAUGAUCCAAUAACCAAUUCAUUGGUGUCCUGGAGUUUGAGUGGUUGUAGCUUUAUUGUGUGGAAUCCUCCUGAUUUUUCAAGAGAUUUGCUGCCCAAGUAUUUCAAGCACAACAAUUUUUCAAGCUUUGUAAGGCAGCUCAAUACGUAUGGAUUUAGGAAGAUUGAUCCUGAGGUGUGGGAGUUUGCAAAUGAGGAAUUUAUAAGAGGACAGAAACAUCUUUUAAAAAAUAUUUACCGACGCAAGCCAGUUCAUAGUCAUUCCGUGCAGAAUCAAGGGAAUUUUAGCAUUCCAUUGACUGUAACUGAAAGAAAUGAAUUUGAGAGGAAAAUUGAGAAACUGAAGAAAGAGAAGAGUUUACUACAGUUGGAGCUACAGAGGUAUGAGUGUGAAAAUCAGGGGUUUGCAUUUCAAUUACAGUCAUUAAGUGAGCGGCUAAAGUAUUUGGAACGUCGACAGAUGGAACUGAUGACUCUCUUUGCCAACCUGUUGAAAAAACCAGGAUUUGCCUUUGUUCUUAUGCAGCAGUCAGAAGUUCAUAACAAAAGGAGAAGAUUGUUGAAGCCUAAUUACUUUGGUUAUGAAUCCAAUAUGGAUAAAAACUGGAGUUUGACUGACCAGAAGGAAAACCAAGAUGCAGUUUCUGCUUCCAUUUCGAAUUUAGAACAAAUUGAAAAGUUAGAAUCGUCUGUCAAUUUUUGGGCGAGUUUUCUACUUGGGAUCAAUGGAGCUUUUAGUCAAGAUGUAUAUGAUUUUGGUGUGUUGCCAUCAGUUCCUGCAGUCAUUGUUUCAGAUGAGGGCACAUCCUCGGAAGAUCAGGAUGUGUAUGGUCAACAUUGUUCACCAAAAUCAAAUUUGUCCUCUCCCCAUUCAAUGGAAAUUCAUUCAUAUGAGGAUCAUAUGGAUGGUCGUGGCCCUACCAUAUCAUCUAUGUGUUUAAACGUUGAUGAAAAACCAAAACCUCUAGGGACUGAUGUAAUUUUGAAGCCUGCUAGUGCUUCUGAGGCUGAGGCAUUAAGCAAAGAGGUGAUAGAGUCAGCAAAUUCUUCUGUAAAAAUUGGAAUGAAUGAUAUGUUCUGGGAGCAGUUCCUCACAGACACCCCUGCAGCCUCAUUAAAUGCGCAGGAGAUCAAGUCAGAAAAUGGGGCUACUGAGGGCGGGGCCAUUGUUAGCAAGGGAGCUGAUCACAGAAAUUUCUGGUGGAACAAAAACAAAUUAGAUAACCUUACAAUACAUUUUGGGAAGCUUACUUCUGCUGGACGAACAUAGUAUGUAUUGUUUGAUACAUUCAGCAUGAUGUCUUGGUUGGUUGGUAUAUAUUGUACUUAAUUAGUGAGAAGGUGAUAGACUUGACACUUUCUGACUUGAUUGUUUUGGUGCAUCAGUUUUGUAUGUAUAUAACACUAAGUUACAGCAUCAAAGGAUUAAUUGGUGCAUGCUUCUGUUGAUAUAUUUUUCCUUGUUUAGAACUUAUAUUUUAAUUAAAAAUAGCUUUUCUUUCUUUAUC
Pistacia vera is the source of this 1788-nucleotide messenger RNA. Its product is annotated as heat stress transcription factor A-4a-like. NCBI's taxonomy places the organism in Eukaryota, Viridiplantae, Streptophyta, Magnoliopsida, Sapindales, Anacardiaceae. The transcript has 2 exons. Bases 210 to 1550 code for a protein of 446 amino acids. Gene Ontology annotation, biological process: regulation of transcription by RNA polymerase II. The record is from RefSeq and is a predicted model, not a curated record. Gene Ontology annotation, cellular component: nucleus. Gene Ontology annotation, molecular function: RNA polymerase II cis-regulatory region sequence-specific DNA binding; DNA-binding transcription factor activity.